AUGAGCAGUACCGAUAGUCCAGUGUCGGCCACGGCGUCGGAAAAUGUCAUUCGGCAACAAUCGGAAGAAAAUCUGAAUCACCAGUUGAAUACACAUACGGAAUUUCGAGGCACCGGUAGUCUGAUGGAUUUGGAUUCCUGUACUCGAUCGCUGGCUGACAACUCAUUUGUGCUUGAACCAUCCGCUUUCACUUUGCCCAACAAUCCAUGUCGGCUGUUUCUUCCGAACCCGGAAGGUACUCAUUCACUCCCGUUACCCCGAGGGAAUGCAGCCAGUAAGAUCAGCACACAGUCUGCCAGUGCAACAAAUGAAAAGUCGGACGAGCGACUUCGGAAAACACAUUCAUCCAUCUCACUCACUUCCAUCCCCGAUGGACCGUACAACGAUAUCUGGGCUGGUUCCAUAACGUAG
Messenger RNA from Echinostoma caproni, 411 nucleotides. Lineage: Eukaryota; Metazoa; Platyhelminthes; Trematoda; Plagiorchiida; Echinostomatidae. The record is from the annotation of a GenBank genome assembly.